This is a messenger RNA of Chanos chanos (milkfish), 2621 nucleotides long. RefSeq names its product cadherin 5 (gene cdh5). The record is from RefSeq and is a predicted model, not a curated record. Gene Ontology annotation, molecular function: protein phosphatase binding; beta-catenin binding; cadherin binding. The transcript has 12 exons. Bases 130 to 2448 code for a protein of 772 amino acids. Gene Ontology annotation, biological process: cell-cell adhesion mediated by cadherin; cell migration; cell-cell junction assembly. Gene Ontology annotation, cellular component: plasma membrane; catenin complex; adherens junction. Lineage: Eukaryota; Metazoa; Chordata; Actinopteri; Gonorynchiformes; Chanidae.
AGGACAGGUUGACAGAAGAGCUGAAGUUUGGAAAGCACUGUUCUGAGACACAAUCAAUUAGGAUCUAGUUCUGUCCUUGACUCUGGACUAAAACCCAAGGGGAAGAGAGUUGAGCAGACUUCAAUUCUGAUGGCAGGAUCUGCUCAGAAGCAGAUGACAGGAAAAAUUCUUUGGUCAGGCCUUAUGGCUGUGGCCUUCACCAUCAACAUGGCAGUAGCAGAACUGGGUGCAUCACGAACAGUCCUGAAGCAGAACAGCCCAGUUCUACACAGGCAGAAAAGGAAAUGGGAGUGGAACACACUCAGCGUACAGGAAGAGCUUCUCAGGAAAUAUUUGCCUCAGAAAAUUGGAAAGCUAAAGAACGAUAAUUUCAAUGCAAACACAAAGUUUAUCAUUGAAGGAGAGGGAGCCAAUGAUAUUUUCAUAGUAAAUGAUCAAGGAGAUAUCUUUGUCAGCAAGACAUUGGAUCGAGAAACCAAGAGCCAAUACCACCUUACUGCGCAUAUUCUGGAUGUCCUUACCAACUCUUCAGUGGAAGCAGAUUCAAAGUUUAUCGUAGAUGUCCUCGACAUAAAUGACCACAGCCCUGUCUUUCAAGAACCCUUAAAUGGUUCUAUCCCAGAGAGGUCUGCGGCAGGGAGUACAGUACUGAUAGUAACUGCCACAGAUGCAGACGAUCCAACCUCUCCUAAUGCACGUAUUGAAUAUGCAUUGUUAAAUGGAACUGAUCUCUUUAGUAUUGAUGAAGAAGGGGUCAUCACUACAAAGUUGAACAACUUGGACCGCGAGAAGCAAAGUGUUUAUUAUAUCAAUGUCAAAGCCAAAGACAUGAAAGAUCAUACAGCUGGGAACACAAACACCACUACCGUAAUCAUCACUGUUACAGAUAUAAAUGACAACAGAGCCACCUUCAGGAAAUCAAAAUACUCUUUUGAUGUGAGAGAGGAUGAGAAGCCAGGUUUCAAAGUUGGCACAUUGGAGGUUGACGAUUUGGAUGAAGUAGAUCAUAAGGAGCCUAUAUUCACCAUUGAAGACAUGUCAAUUAAAUCUUUGUUUGACAUCCUGCCAAAUCAUCAUAAAGAUGGGAAUCUCAACCUAAAACAAAGGCUUAAUUAUGAAGAAAAGAAAAGCUACAAUUUUGGGGUUAUGAUCAGUGAAGAUAUUAAAGUAGUACCAGACAACCAAGGAAAAAGUCUACUCACCAAAGCCGAAGUUGAAAUCAGAGUAAUAGAUGUUGACGAGCCACCAGAGUUCACAAAGCAGCAGUACAAUUUCAGCAUCCUUGAAGGCAAAAUAAGCAAUCCAUUCAUAGGAACUGUCACCGCUACAGACCCUGAUAAGGAGAAACACAGAAUAAGGUAUUCUAUUGAAGAUCCCAACUGUCCCGUGAAAGUCAACUCUGGAACAGGACAGCUGACUCUACAAAAGGAGCUGGACAGGGAGCUUCAGGACGUUUAUGAGUGCCAGGUCACAGCACAAGAAGACCAACCUAAUGGUCUCAAAUCUUAUGCAACAGUUAAGCUGUCAGUUCUUGACGUUAAUGACAACAAACCAGAGCUAUCCGCCCAAGAUGUGUAUGUUUGUGAGAAUGAUAAGGCGGGCACGGUCAUAGGACAUAUCAAUGCAACUGACAAGGAUAAACAUGUGGCUAGAUUUCGCUUCAGUCUGGCAAAAAAAAGUGAAAAUUUUUCACUCUAUGACAACAACAAUAAUACAGCAAGUAUUGUGGUGAAGAAAGGUGAGUUCAGCACAGAGGAUCCGGUGGAGAUCCUGGAGAUUGAAAUCACUGAUGGAGGCAUACCACCACUAAAAAGCUUCAGUCCGCUCUACAUCGGAGUGUGCACGUGCCUGGAAGGGAGACAGAGAGAGUACUGCAAGCCAGCCUAUUCCCAUGCCGGAGUUAGCGUCAGCGCCCUCAUUGCUAUUCUACUGUGUAUUCUUACCAUUCUAGUUAUUGUGAUCCUCAUCGUGAUGCGAAGGCGUUACCAGAAGGAUGCACUUGUCACGCUGGGAAAAUCCUCUGGCGAGAUCCACGAGCAACUGGUGACCUACGACGAGGAGGGGGGUGGUGAAAUGGACACUAAUGGUUACGAUGUGUCAAUCUUAAGCUCGGCCUGUCACGAUGGUACCCUGUUGCCAAGGCCUGGCCCUGCACCCACUCUGUAUGCAGUAGUCAAAAAGCCCUCUGCCUGCAAGGGUGAUAUGGCCAUGAUGAUUGAGGUGAAAAAGGAUGAGGCUGACCAUGACCGUGAUGGAAUCCCCUAUGAUACUUUGCACAUCUAUGGCUAUGAAGGCACAGAAUCUCUGGCUGGCUCUCUAAGUUCUUUGGACACAUCCUCCUCUGGCUCAAACUUAGAUUAUGAUUUCCUCAAUGACUGGGGCCCACGCUUCAGGACCUUGGCACAGCUCUAUGGUGUAGAUGGCUCUGACUCUGAUGGCCUCUACUGAAACUGGAAAUGGAAAAAAGGGCAGCACCCAACAGAACUCCCUCAUUUUUUGAGCUCCAUCAGGAGAUUGACCAAUGAGAGUGUUCUCAACCUUUGCUCUCUGCUGUAGUCCCCUUGAAGCCAUGCAGCAGUGCCAAUGACAGCAGGAAGCAAGGUGGUCAUACUACGACUACU